This is a messenger RNA of Orycteropus afer afer, 501 nucleotides long. Its product is annotated as 15 kDa protein B-like. NCBI's taxonomy places the organism in Eukaryota, Metazoa, Chordata, Mammalia, Tubulidentata, Orycteropodidae. The record is from RefSeq and is a predicted model, not a curated record. Gene Ontology annotation, molecular function: cysteine-type endopeptidase inhibitor activity. Gene Ontology annotation, biological process: defense response. Gene Ontology annotation, cellular component: extracellular region. Bases 1 to 501 code for a protein of 166 amino acids. The transcript is spliced from 4 exons.
AUGACAGGGAUCCACAGGGCACUGGUGCUGGUGGUAGGCUUGACUGUGGUGGCCUGUGCAGCCCAGCACCAACUGAGCUAUGAGGAGAUUGUCACCCAGGCCGUGCAACUCUUCAAUCAGCGACAGAGAGGAAAGCCCCUCUUCCGCCUGCUAGAAGCCAUCCCACCACACAGCUUGAACUCCACCUCAAGGAUCCCUCUCAACUUCAGGAUUAAAGAGACUGUGUGCCGCUCAAUCUGGCAGAGACAACGUCAAGACUGUGCUUUCAGGGAGGGCGGGGAGGAGCGAAAGUGCACUGGCAACUUCCUCAUGGUGCGGAAAAUCCGCAUCCUCGUGGCCAAAUGCUCCAAGGAUCCCCCGCGCGACCAACAGGCUCCCCGGGAGAAGCGCUCUGCUGAGUCCUCUCUGGAGGCCAACAUCAACAAGCUGCCGCCUGCUGCCAGGGAACUGUAUGAGAAAGCCAAGUACGACAUCAUUGCCAACAUCCUUCGUAAUUUCUAG